Molecule: messenger RNA, 3962 nt
Organism: Spodoptera exigua (beet armyworm)
Lineage: Eukaryota; Metazoa; Arthropoda; Insecta; Lepidoptera; Noctuidae
Source: the annotation of a GenBank genome assembly
GUCUUUUUUGAUGACGUCAUCAGUUUAUGUUUAGCGAUUGAGAAGUUACGAAAUUGACGAAUUUCAUUUGUUGCGCACGUUUGUGUACAAUUUAGUGUACGCGCUUUUAUAUUUUUAAAUCGUAACACAUAACACAUACUCAUAUAUCGUAUGACGUUCAAAAUCGAAGUCCCAUGUGUAGUGUAACUGAAAGUCACCGAGACAUUCGUUACGUUACUUUUGGCGGCACCGCAUGAAGCCACAGAAAUAGAUUUCCUUGUGCAAUAUCGGCAUGUAUUAAAAAUUCGGUGAAGUAAUUUGAAUUUCGGUGGAAUUUUGGUGAGAUCAUCAACCUUGGGUCGUUAGAAGCGAGGUGUGAAGAUGGUGUAAAGAUAGUGAUAACAGCAAGGCAGUAUCAGUGAUAGAAACAUGGAAAACCCGACGGUUAGAGAAUUGAGGUCAAGGUCUCGUUCGAAGACACCCUUCCUGCGAUCGAGCUGUGAUCGUGAGAACUGCUUGGAUGGUGAGGAGCAUACCCAUCACAAGGGAGGACGAAAAACACCAGUGAAGAGAAGCACUCCUAUCAAGCAGUUAAGCCAGCCAGCCAGUACAGUGACUUCGGAAACGAUAACAGAAGUAGAAGAAGAGAUCUCGCAACCAGUGCAUAAGACUCGACAGGCCACCAGGAAUGCAGCACAGCUCAUCAGGACAUCUGACUACUCCUCAGAGGAAAGCCUUGACCGGUUGAAGGGACACUCCAAAGAAGUAGUCCAGAACGAGAUCAACAGUCAAUAUGAACGCGUGUCGACGAGCUCGCAGCGCUACACCUCUCUAUCUGAAGUCACGCUGAGCCCCAUCUACACGUCACACGGCGUGACUCAUGACCGAUCAUCUCGUAUAGGCAGUCCGAGUUCGUACAGCGCAUGUUCGACGGACAGCUCGUUCGCUGAGCAAGCGCUUGCUGAUGCCAGCUUGCUGCUGGAACUGAACCCUAACAACGACCACCUGCCUUCCCGGCUCUACAAGAUGGCACGAGAGUACUGGAAUAAAUACCCGAAGACGGACUACACGUACUCCCCGCUGUCCAAGGACCGGGUGGAACUCGCGCCAGGUCAGGUCGCCAUGCCAAACAUGUCGCGUCGUUCUCUCUCGCAGUUCCGCGUCCAAGGACCCAACACCAGCGUGGAUGAAAUCGAUCGACUUACCGCUACCACUUCUUGGACGACCAGCACCGUGCGACGUCGGUAUACAUCAAUAGACAGUUCAGACGAUGAGACCAAUUACCCCCACCGCAAUGGCGGCGCCUACACAGCAGAGCAACGCUGGUGGAUAACUCGGCUGCUUAUCACCAUGAUCACCUCGAUCACCACCACCACACGCAACACGUAUAGGAAGAUAGUGGGACCUUCGCAUCGAUACCCUUACACUGAUCGGAGACCAGCGAAAGCAAGCCUGGUAUCUCGGAGUGCGGCGGUGGCGGCGGCGCCGUUCGUGUUCAUCUACUCCCUGAUCAAAACUGCCGUCUCUACCACCGUCACGACCGUCACCGAAACUCUAUCACCCAAUCACGUCGAGGUAAAUAAGAAGUACAUAGCUCAAAGCUACCAGGAGAAAGCUGGAGUGAAGAAACGCUGGUGGCCCUGGCUUCUGUUGCUGGUACUGCCUGCCUUUGGCUAUGGAUCUCACUACACAUACGAGAAUUGGGAACGUCUAGCUAUGCCAAACUUUACCGAUUUCCGCUUAGACCUAUCAGAGUUUUCUGCUAUAAAAAUCCCGGAGUUUUCACUACCGAACAUUACUCUGCCGAGCCUCGACGUUUUGCCGAAGAUUAAGAUACCAGAAAUUAAUAUAACGUUACCUGAUAUAAGGGAGAAUCUUCCAGAAGUUAAGAAAACGUACAUAGAGUACAGAGAUAUUGUACAGAAUCGAAUGGCUGAUGUCUCAGAUUAUAUCGUCGUGGUCGCUGACAGCUGCUUCGAGGAAAUCAAGAAAACAUGGCGAGAUUACAAGUACGGUGAAAGCACGGCGCCUGCAGAGCAGUUGGUCGUGGACACGUACAAACCUCCGCAGAUCCUACAAGACCCAGACUUGAGUAAACGAGUGGCCGCCUUGGAGGACUGGGCAGUGAACGUGGACACUCGCCUCAAAUACUUUGACCAAAAACUAUCGAGACUUGACAACCUCGAGGCACAGAUAGAACACUACUCGCUGAAAUAUUUGCAGCAGAAUUUGAUUCAAGUUUUUAAUGAGAAUGACAACGCGGGCGUGUUGGCUGCAAAACUGAAGGAAUAUUUCGACAAGGACUAUGUUAGUAAAGAGCAGAUGCAGGCGAUGAGUCAAGAGAUUCAUGAACGUUUGAUUAGUACUUGGAAGCCGGAUAUGGAUGAAGAUAGGAUCCGUGAGAUAGUGCAGGAGUACCUGGCCGUGUUUGAGCGGAGGCAGAUGGAGAUCAUUGUGGAAAGGAUGAAGGAAUAUGUGAAGGAACUAGAAGUGCAAACUGUCCACACCGGUAUAGAUAUUGAGAGCGUGAAACGGAUUGUCGCCGGCAUGUUGGACGUCUACGACGCUGACAAAACUGGCUUAGUGGACUAUGCAUUGGAGUCUGCAGGUGGUCAAGUGGUCUCAACGAAGUGUACAGAGUUGUAUCAGAUCAAAACGAAGCAGUACAGCAUCCUGGGUCUGCCGGUGUGGUGGGUGUACACGUCGCCGAGGUACGCGCUCACUCCUGGAGCCAUGCCCGCCGAGUGCUGGGCCUUCCAAGGCUUCCCGGGGUACCUGGUGGUGCGCACAUACGCCAUUAUCGAAGUGACAGGAUUCUCCUUGGAGCACAUGUCUCGGCUGUUAGCAGUUGAAGGCAAGAUUGAGUCUGCACCGAAGAACUUCUCUGUAUACGGUCUGCACGGCGAGAUGGACCCCGACCCGCAUUUGUUCGGCGAUUAUCAGUACGACGCCAAUGGCACGGCCAUACAGUACUUCCCAGUAAAAUACCCGAAGACGACCAACAUCGGCGGUGUCGAGUACCCGGUUGCUUACGACAUUAUCGAGUUGAGAGUCGAGAGUAACCAUGGCAACCCUACCUACACCUGCGUCUACAGGUUCAGAGUGCAUGGCAACCCUCUGUCUGACAUCCGCAGGGCCACGGAAGACAGUAUAAAGGACAGUGAGACGUAGCAUACACUAAAACUAUUUCUUAAGGAAUUGAGAUGUCACGGAAUUGAACAUUGUGAACUGUGAACAGUGUAAACUGGGAAACUCGUCCAAUCUAAUUGUGUUCAGUAAUGAGGAUAGCAAUCAUUCCUAGGCAUAUUGAGUGUAGUGUAAAGUGGCCUUAUAUAAAAUUCUUAAUAUUUAUAGUACAAAAACGAUGUGACUAAAGACUAUGAACUUAAUGUGCUUACAACCAGUGAAGUAACGUUCUUGAAAUCUCCGAAACCGCACAAUGUCUGCAAUACGCUUAGUUGUUCUGAGUACUUUUUAACUGUAUUUAUACUUAGAUUUUUAAUGAAUUUUAAGGUUUUAUUUCAUACUAUUAAUAUUAAUUAGUUUAUAAUUAUGUCUAUGUAUUGUUGGUUUAGAAACGUGAUAUGAAUUUUGAUGUAGCCGGAAAGAAAUUUUGUUUAUAUCAUGCAAUUUACAUAAACGCAAAGAGUCAUUAAUGUAAUUCACUAAUCAAGUUAUAAUCAUGGUUGUUCUUACGUAUAAAUCUGGUAGCUACUAGUAUUAAAUACUUGUGUUAUAGCUAUUGUAUUUCGUUUCUAAAUCUACAUAAUUUUAUUGAGUAACUAGGCUUAAUGAAGGAGCUAGUCCCGUUAGAUUUUAAUAAAUUCUAUGCCAAUAUGUAAUUAAGUGUUUAUGGUUUGUCUCAAAAUCGAAUGUAGCCACUGUAGAGCGUAACAUCCCUGCAAUUUUGAGAAUCUUACUAGAAUAUAGUUUAGUUUGUAAAUAUUUAAGCACUGCUUGUUCUACGGUCCUAUUAUUACUUA